Molecule: messenger RNA, 2424 nt
Organism: Gymnodraco acuticeps
Lineage: Eukaryota; Metazoa; Chordata; Actinopteri; Perciformes; Bathydraconidae
Gene: eps8l3a
Product: EPS8-like 3a
Exons: 20
Coding region: 181-2058 (625 amino acids)
Biological process (GO): regulation of Rho protein signal transduction; positive regulation of ruffle assembly; Rho protein signal transduction
Cellular component (GO): plasma membrane; ruffle membrane; vesicle
Molecular function (GO): actin binding
Source: RefSeq, a predicted model, not a curated record
UCAGUGUCCCACAGAUUGCUGUGCUACUGAUGUGGACUUUGUCAUUCUCCUUUAUAAGGAAGACGUUGAGGGAGGACUGAGCAGGAUUAAAAUAUGAGUUAUUUUCACACUAAACAGUAAAUCAUUUAACGACAUUCAUCUAGCACACAUCAAAGGCAGGUGUGUGUGAGAGUGGACAAGAUGUUCAGGAGCAACAGUCCCUUUGACAAUGACACCAGCAGCUACGCUGGAUCCAUCCGGUCCAAUGGUUUCUCCAACACGGAUGAUGUGUCAUCGCAGGCGUCAAAUGUGUCGAAGCUCAGUGCCAUGUCAGUUUACUUGCAAAGGAAGGAGUAUGCAGAGUCAGUAAACAAGAUGAUGGACAAAUUACGGUACAGAGUGGAGCACUUGUUCACCUGUGACCUGGAUGGGAAGGAGCUGAGAGGCGUGGGGGACUGUGUGGAGCGGCUGAAGCUUCUGGACGGUAUGGGCCGAGUUUGGGGUCAGAACAUGAGGCUGGAGGUGCGAGGAGCAAACCUGCUGCUCACAGACAGAGAAACCAAGGAGGAACUGGAGUCCAUGUCCUUCAGUGACAUCCUGGAGCUGAAGGCGGUGCUGGACGCCGGCGUGUUUAACUCCCUGCUCACAGUGUCUGUCCGGCCCGAGGGGAAACACACCACCACCGUCUUCAUGUUUCAGUGUGAGGAUAUCAGGGCUGACUAUGUCCAAAGGGAUCUCUCAGCAGCAUUGUCACGCAGGAAACAUGAUUUAGGCAUCAGCAGCAAUGCAGGACCAAUAGCAAGACAUCAGGGAAUGGAAAACCUUAGUAACGGUGAAGAUUUCUCUGAACCAAAAGAGCAAAGGCCCCCCCAAUGGACGGCUCCUGACUAUGAGGAGUAUGACGUACCUGAGCCUCAACCAGUUGUACAUCAGGAGGAAGAGGAGGACCCACCUCCCAGAGAGAGGGCACCGUCACCGCAGCCCUCCACCACCGAAGAAGAACCUCUGUCGAGCCAACGUCCAUACACAGACCUGGACAGGAAUGUAGACAUCUUGAAUCAUAUUUUAGGUGACAUAGAAAUCUUCAUGGGAAAAGUGUCUGCAGUAGUAGCGAAAAAUGCAAAGAAAAAGAAGAAAAAGAAAAAAGGAAAAGCCCUAGACGGUAUGCCACCUGCAGCAGAGUUUGAAGAGUGUUUCCAUAAGAUCAAAUGUGGAUUCAACCUGGUGGGGGAGCUCAAUGGAAGGAUUAACAAUCCCAGCGCUCCUGAAUUUGUUCACUCCUUAUUUUCCAUAUUAACAUUCCUGGUAUCUCACUGCCCUGAAGAUCUGCUGAAGACCAUCGUGGCGCCGCUGCUGACGCCUCAGUGUAUCCGUCUGCUGAGUGAGGAGGCGUCCACAGAGGAGGACCAGCUGUGGCAGUCUCUGGGAGACGCCUGGAACAUCCCCAGCACCCAAUGGCCAGAAGACGACGAGGACAUCCCAACAUACACUCUGGAGUUCUCUGACGGCUGGCAGGCCCCUGAGGUGACUGCAGCACCUGAACCCAGUGAACCAAUGAGAAGAGAGGAGCGUCAACAACCUGCACCCUACCAGGCUCCAGCCAAGAGUAUAACACCAGCUCAUCGCCCCAAAAAAUCAUCACGCUUUGUUCAGUCGCCAACGCGUGACAUGUAUGUUACGUAUGACUUCAUCUCAAGAAACCAAAGAGAGCUCACCGUGAGAAAAGGAGAAGUAGUUCAGCUGCUGGACAUGUCGAAGCAGUGGUGGAAAGUGAGGGACAGCGCAGGGCAGGAGGGCUAUGUUCCCAAUAAUGUCCUGGAGGUUUAUGAUGAACAACAGAUGGAGCAGGCGCCUGGGGGUCCUCCUGUGCUGACAAAGAAAUCCAAGCCUGCAGAAGUGAAAGCUUGGCUGGAAGACAAAGGCUUUGGUAAAAUCACUGUGCGCUGUCUGGGCGGGCUGAGCGGCUCCAUGCUGCUGGGCAUGAGCCGAGAGGAACUGAAGACCGUUUGUCCCGAGGAAGGAGGACGAGUCUUCUUCCAGUUACAAGCAGUCAAAUCCGCCAUGAGUGUUGCCACGUAAGAGACCAACAAGAGAAAACCAAAGAAGAAGGAGAACAAGAACUCCCUAUGGACCAUGUCACAAUACUGUAUACUUUUAAAUAAGUGUGAGAUUGUUAAGCAUUAUCUGAAUCCUUGUAUACAAUUAUAUGCAUCUCAUUUUGAAUUCAUAUAUAGUAUUUGUUUGGUUGAGAAAUCUGCUGUAAAUCCAAAGUGUAAUCUAAUCAGUAGAGAUGAUAUAAAGUGCAUUGAGACAAUGUUCCCAGCAAUGCUAUGUACAAUGUCUUACUAUAUUAUGAUAGCAAAGUCCGAUGAUGUAACACGAUGUAAACAGCCUUAUGUAUGUGUUCAUUCAGUAACGUGUAAAUAAAAGUUUUCUGGCACAACA